Messenger RNA from Durusdinium trenchii, 666 nucleotides. NCBI's taxonomy places the organism in Eukaryota, Dinophyceae, Suessiales, Symbiodiniaceae. The record is from the annotation of a GenBank genome assembly.
AUGGACCGAUUUGAAUUUGAAAGCUUUGAAGCUGUUUUCGAUGAGACUCCACCCAGGUUGAAGGGCGAGGGAAAGGGCAAAAGGAGAGGAACUCGAGGGAGCAAAGACCAGAAGGCCCCUGCGGAGAACGGCCGGAGUUGGCAGGCAGAGUCAGAGUCGUCCUGGAAAGAGGACCCCUGGAUUGACACUGACCCUUGGAAGCAGGAGGACCCCUUACAGAAGGAGGACCCCUGGAAGAAGGAGCAGGCUGAAGACUGGAAGCAGAACGGUUCCUACACUGAGGUCAACGACAAAGACAAGGAUCAUUCCCAUUGGCAGGCCGAUCCCUGGAUCGUCAAUGACCCUUGGGACCAGGGCAAAGAGAAGAAGGAUUCUCGGCAAGAGGAGCUCUGGGAACAUGGACUCGUCGGAGCGCACAGCUUGGAACCUGCUUGGGGUGGAACGUGCGGAACGUCCGAACAGGCUCAGACGGUCACCACAGAUCAAACGACAAAGAAGUCCGUCGACGAAGUUGUCAGCGAAGGUGAGGAAAUCCGUGAAGAACAUGAGCAGAGCAGCAAGCACGCGACUGCCAAACCGUUGAGGAAUUUGCACGAGUUUUGGAGCAGAUUUCACGAAGCUGACUGCGACUGCUCGGUUUUCUGUCCGAAAAGUGCGUUGGACUAG